Molecule: messenger RNA, 805 nt
Organism: Arachis duranensis
Lineage: Eukaryota; Viridiplantae; Streptophyta; Magnoliopsida; Fabales; Fabaceae
Product: remorin 4.2-like
Exons: 2
Source: RefSeq, a predicted model, not a curated record
GAACAUAGGUGUUGCUGCAGGUUCGAGUGAGAACUUGAGUACCAUGAGCAGGGAAUUCAGCGCUCUCGUUCUUGCAGGAUCGAGCAUCGACCACAACAACAGCCCAAUGAAUGACCCUCCAAAUCAUGGCGGAACUGAAGGAAGCAGAAACUUGGAGAGGAUUCGAGAAGAUGAUGAUGACAAUGAUUACGAUAAUCAACUGAGGACGAUGAUGAUGGAGGAGACGAACCCUCUGGCAAUCGUGCCGGAUAACAACCCCUUAGACCCGGUGACUUCUUCUUCGCCGAUGAGGCACGGUGGCGGUGGCGGCGGAGGAAUGAUGGUGGGUGGUGUUACGAUCAGUGGGCAGAGCGAAGUGUGGGUGCAGAGAGUGAAGAAGGAGGAGAUUGAAGCGAAGAUUGCCGCGUGGCAAAACGCUAAGGUUGCUAAGAUCAACAACAGAUUCAAGAGGGAAGAUUCUGUGAUCAGCGGGUGGGAGAAUGAGCAACUUCAGAAAACCACUUCAUGAAUGAACAAAGUUGAGAGGAAGCUGGAGGAGAAAAGAGCAAAAGCACUUGAAAAAAUGCAGAAUGAAGUAGCAAAAGCUCAUCGGAAAGCAGAGGAGAGAAGGGCAUCAGCAGAAGCUAAAAGGGGAACUAAAGUUGCUAGGGUUCUUGAGGUUGCAAGCCUUAUGAAAGCACUAGGAAGAACUCCUACCAAAAGAUCCUUCUUUUAAUUCAUCUCUAUAAAAUCUAUCUUAUGUUUUGAUCCACAUUCUUGGACAUCAAUUAUGUUAGGUUAAACAUAUUCUACAUCAAACAUUAUA